Molecule: messenger RNA, 189 nt
Organism: Lodderomyces elongisporus
Lineage: Eukaryota; Fungi; Ascomycota; Pichiomycetes; Serinales; Debaryomycetaceae
Gene: TOM7
Product: Tom7p
Exons: 1
Coding region: 1-189 (62 amino acids)
Biological process (GO): protein insertion into mitochondrial outer membrane; protein import into mitochondrial matrix
Cellular component (GO): mitochondrial outer membrane; mitochondrial outer membrane translocase complex
Source: RefSeq, a predicted model, not a curated record
AUGCCAGCCUCAUCAAACUAUCAGCUCACGUUGUCAGACGAGUCUAAGGAAAGAAUUGUCAAAUUGUUGGAAUACUCCAAGACAAUUGCUCACUACGGUUUCAUUCCAUUUGUGUUAUACUUGGGUUGGUCAGCUACUCCAAGCAAGCCUUCCAUCUUGAGCUUGUUGUCACCAUUUCCAUCUGCCUAA